Messenger RNA from Eleginops maclovinus (Patagonian blennie), 2999 nucleotides. RefSeq names its product transforming growth factor, beta-induced (gene tgfbi). The transcript has 19 exons. Gene Ontology annotation, molecular function: cell adhesion molecule binding. The record is from RefSeq and is a predicted model, not a curated record. Gene Ontology annotation, biological process: extracellular matrix organization; cell adhesion. Gene Ontology annotation, cellular component: extracellular matrix. Lineage: Eukaryota; Metazoa; Chordata; Actinopteri; Perciformes; Eleginopidae.
ACUGAAACAGAAGCGUCUCUGAACCUUCACACAGACUCCGACCUGGAGCCCCUCCCCCACUCCCCGGCAUAUAGAGCUCCCCCUGCAGCAGAGAGUCUUCAGAGAUUCUACGGAGCUAAUGAUGAAGGUGUGUGUUCUGCUCCUGGUUCCGGUGCUGCUCGCCGGGGUCCAGGCCCGCUCCCCGUACCAGGCCGUCCUGCAGCACAGCCGCAUCCGGGGCCGCCAGCAGGGGCCUCAGAGUCUGCGUCCUGCUCUCCCUCUGUCCUGCGCUCUUAAUCUGAAGGUCUUCUGGAGCUUUGUUGUUUACAAAGUUACCAUGCUUCCUGCUCCUCCCCCUAUUCUUCCUGCUCCUCCCCCUCUUCUUCCUGCUCCUCGCCCUCUUCUUCCUGCUCCUCCUCCUCUUCUUCCUCUUCUUCCUGCUCCUCCCCCUCUUCUUCCUGCUCCUCCUCCUCUUCUUCCUCUUCUUCCUGCUCCUCCCCCUCUUCUUCCUGCUCCUCCCCCUAUUCUUCCUGCUCCUCCCCCUCUUCUUCCUGCUCCUCACCCUCUUCUUCCUGCUCCUCCUCUUCUUCCUCUUCUUCCUGCUCCUCCCCCUCUUCUUCCUGCUCCUCCUCCUCUUCUUCCUCUUCUUCCUGCUCCUCCCCCUCUUCUUCCUGCUGCUCCUCCCCAUCUUCCUGCUCCUCCUCCUCCUCCUCCCCUACUUCCUCCUGCUCCUCCUCUUUUCAGGGUGAUCACCUAUGAAUGCUGUCCAGGUUAUGAGAAGAUUCCCGGGGAGAAGGGCUGUCCUGCAGCGCUGCCUCUGGUGAACAUAUACAACACGUUGGGUGUGGUGGGGGCCUCCACCACUCAGAUGUACUCAGAGAGAGCUCAGCUGAAGCCGGAGGUGGAAGGACCCGGAAGCUUCACCUUCUUCGCCCCCAGCAACGAGGCCUGGGCCGCCCUGCCCACCGAGAUCCUGGACGCUCUGGUGAGUAACGUGAACAUCGAGCUCCUGAACGCGCUGCACUACCACAUGGUGGACCGGAGGCUGACCUCAGAGGAGCUGAAGCACGGAGCCUCCUUCCCCUCCAUGUACCAGGACUUCCACGUUCACAUCCACCACUACAGCAACGGGGUGGUGACGGUGAACUGCGCUCGGCUCAUCAAACCUGACCAACACGCCACCAACGGCAUCGUGCACGUGGUGGACCGCGUCAUCACCGCCAUCUCCAGCAAUGUGAACACGCUGCUGGAGGUGGACGACGACCUGGAGACGCUGCGGACAGCGAUGGCGGCGGCAGGACUCAGCACGAUGCUGGAGGCGGACGGCCAGUACACCGUCUUCGCCCCGACCAACGAAGCCUUCGAGAAGAUCCCCAAGGAGACCCUGAACCGGAUCCUGGGGGACCCCGUGGCUCUUAGAGACCUGCUGAAUUACCACAUCCUAAAGCACAUGCAGUGUGCCGAGUCCAUCGUGUCCGGGACCCCCAUGGAGACCCUGCAGGGCACCGUAUUGGAGGUGGGCUGCGAUGGAGAAGGACUUUCGGUCUGCACCAAAGUUGUUCUGGAAAACCGGGACACAUUAUUGACAAACGUUUGAGAACCACUGGCCUACAACUGUGAGCUGCUGACCCCUGACUCAGCCAAGGUCCUGCUGGAGCUGGCUGAGGGGUCGGCUGUUGCCACCGCCACCAAACUGUUUGUGGAGGCGGGUCUGACCUCCCACCUGACGGGCUCCGAACCCCUGACCAUGCUAUCCCCGCUGGACGCUGCAUUCAUAGGAAGUGACACAGCGAUGACUCCCGAUAUGAGGAAGCUGAUGACCAAUCACCUGCUGAGGACGCAGCUGUCCUCCAAGUCUCUGUACCAUGGCCAGGAGCUCGAGACACUGGGGGGCAUCAAGCUGCGAGUGUUCGUCUACAGGAACAACCUGUGCAUUGAGAAUGCCUGCAUCGCGGCUCAUGAUAAGAUGGGACGCUACGCCACCAUGUUCACUGUGGACAAAGUCCUCACCCCCCCAAUGGGCACAGUCAUGGACGUCCUGAAGGCCGACAACCGCUUCAGUGUUCUGGUGGGCGCUGUGCAGACCGCUGGGUUGACGGAGCUGCUGAACCAGCAGGGGGCGCUCACUUUUUUCGCCCCGACCAAUGAGGCGUUCGCGGCCCUCCCCCCCCCCGACCGCAGUCGGCUUCUGCGUGACCCUCAGCAGCUGUCCUCUCUGCUUCGUCUGCACCUGGGGGAGGGUCUUCUGGUCAGUGGGGGGGUCAGCUCCCACACCAGAGUGAAGCCUCUGCAGGGGGAGAGACUGGAGCUGGGCGUGAGGAACUACACGGUGUACGUUAACCGGGUCCCGGUGGCGGCCGCUGAUCUGAUGGCGACCAACGGCGUGGUCCACGCUGUCAACACCAUCAUCAAACCCAUGCCUCCUAAGGUGGACAGAGUGCAGAGUGAUGGUCCUGCAGAUCCCGCCUCCUCCAGGGCUGACUCCAGGAGCUUCAGGAACGACGAUCUGUUCAGGAAGGUUCUCAGCAGCCACUCCAGCAGAGCCAUGAAGCAGUAACAGGAAGUCCUCCUGAGGUCAGCUGACUCACUCACAUCAACAGGAAGUGUGACAGCGCCCCCUGCUGCUCAGAUCUCACUCACAUUAUAUCACUGUCCUCCUCCUCCUCCUCACUUCAUAUUUUAUGGACAUGAUGUGCUGUUCAUCAGAAUUUUAUUUACUGUUUGAAAUAUUUUCUUUAGAUGUGUCUCUGAUAUCUGGUGUGUCUCCAUGGAUACAUGAGAUCUGCUCCGCCCCAUUGUGGAUAAUCAUUAUAGUCAGAGGUGAUUGAUGAGCGGGAAGGUCUGCUGAAAGGCAUUCUGGGAGAUGAAGUCACCGAGGCCUCAGGAUGUUGACUCAUCAGUUUGUGCAGCGGAGAAAUGCUUUUAAUUCUUUUACCGACUCCGAGUUCCUCAGACGUCUAAUAAAUCUCCAACCAAACUGAUUCUGAUUCUCCUUUUGUAAAAUAAAACCUGAGAAAACA